This is a messenger RNA of Drosophila novamexicana, 1638 nucleotides long. RefSeq names its product tRNA pseudouridine(38/39) synthase. The record is from RefSeq and is a predicted model, not a curated record. Gene Ontology annotation, cellular component: nucleus; cytoplasm. Gene Ontology annotation, molecular function: RNA binding; pseudouridine synthase activity. Gene Ontology annotation, biological process: tRNA pseudouridine synthesis; mRNA pseudouridine synthesis. The coding region runs from base 12 to 1550 and encodes 512 amino acids. The transcript is spliced from 5 exons. NCBI's taxonomy places the organism in Eukaryota, Metazoa, Arthropoda, Insecta, Diptera, Drosophilidae.
UGCAUUUGUUUAUGUGCACAAUGAACAAGAAAGUUGUUAUUAAUAAACGCGUGAAGGGCUUGUCCCGUGAGGCGCUCGAUCAGCUGAGCAAAACGGAAUUAAUUGACAAAAUUGUGCAGCUAGAGGCGUACAAUUUUCAGCUCAAAAACCUUUUACAAAAGAAACUAACCGAGAGCGACAAAAACAAUUGUGAGUACGCAGCUCUACUGCGUACAGAUGAUGAGUACGAAUUAAAGCAGAAGGACACCGAGAAAGAUACAUCGGGAAAGAAAGACAAGCAACGUAAGUUUAAUUGGGACAGUGCACACAGGCGGCAUGUGCUGAUUAAAGUAAUGUAUUUCGGCUGGGAUUACCAGGGCUUUGCGUGUCAGGAGGAUUCAAUGGAUACGAUUGAAGCGUAUUUGUUUCGUGCAUUGAUACGUACCUGCCUGAUCGAAUCGCGUGCCACUUCAAACUAUCAUCGAUGCGGACGUACCGACAAGGAGGUGAGCGCCUUCUGCCAAGUGAUAUCCAUUGAUUUGCGUAGCAAGCAUGCGCCUGAUGUCCAAAUGAAGCCUGAGGCGCUCAGCUCUGAAAUUGAUUACUGCAGCCUGCUGAAUCGCGUAUUGCCCAAAAACAUUCAGUGCGUCUCCUGGAUGCCCCUGCGAAAUCCCGCAUAUAGCGCACGAUUCGACUGUAUUUCACGCACUUACCGAUACUACUUUCCAAAAGGGGAUCUGGAUAUUGAGGCCAUGCGCAUUGCCUGCCAAUCACUUGUGUGCCAUGGAGAUUUUAGGAAUUUCUGUAAAAUGGACGUGCACAAUGGCGUAACGAAUUACAUGCGCAAUUUACAGGGAGCCGCAAUAAAGCCAUGUGAUAAUACUGAAAUGCAAAUGCAUUCAAAUUCUGGCUACGCAAUGUACUACUUGGAGAUACAAGGCAAUGCUUUCCUGUGGCAUCAGAUACGCUGCAUCAUGGCUGUGCUGCUGCUGGUUGGGCAGAAGCAUGAGCAGCCGUGCGUCAUCAGUAAAUUGCUAGAUGUCGUCAGCAAUCCUUGUAAGCCACAGUACACGCCAGCGAUUGGCUUGCCAUUGAACCUAUUUCGCUGUGAAUUUCGGGCACAAUCCACACGUCAAGUAAAUCCGUCAGCGUCAUCCUCAGCUGCUAUUGAUGACCUUGAUGAUGACGUGGAUCUCGCCGCCGUAAAGCCUGAAAACGUCGAGGGUACUGAAAGUGAUCUAACCGAUUGGGUUUACAGUGAGGAGAAUCUACAAAAGCUCAUCGAGAACGUGCAGUGCGAGUGGACUCAGUUCAGCGUCAAGUGCACCAUGAUACGCAACGUACUGCUGCAACUGGAGGACCUCCUUGAACGCAACUACAAGGCACAACAGAUCCAAGCACAAGCAAUAUUGUUGCAGGAUGCGGUCAAGCCGCGUCAGUAUCAGCCGCUUCUGCAGCGCAAGCGAUGUGAGAGCCUGGAAAAUCGAAUUGAGCAUUUUGUAAAAAAACAACGACUGCUUCUAACAAGCGAGGCAGGAACGGAGACGGUUUUGAGUAAACCGGAUGGUUAAAAAUGUAAUCAAGUAUUUGGUAGAGGUUAAUAGUAUCUGUCAAAACAUUUAUAUUUAAAAUACAACCAAUAUCUUGAAAUCUAUGCGA